Messenger RNA from Penicillium bovifimosum, 2448 nucleotides. RefSeq names its product glycoside hydrolase family 55 protein. The transcript is spliced from 5 exons. Gene Ontology annotation, molecular function: polygalacturonase activity. The record is from RefSeq and is a predicted model, not a curated record. Lineage: Eukaryota; Fungi; Ascomycota; Eurotiomycetes; Eurotiales; Aspergillaceae. Bases 1 to 2448 code for a protein of 815 amino acids.
AUGCACUAUUCUUCUGUGAUUGCCUGUCUCUCUUUACUGGCAAGGGCCAAUGCCCAGCUGCUAGACCUCCCUGCUGUGGAUGAGCUAGUCAGUUCUGCUUUGCGGCCUUUCGAGCGAUAUACUACAUUGGGAGACCCGACAAGAGUCGCCACGGCCGUUGCAAGCCAGAAGACGAAGACCGCGAAAGUUGCGGAGCUCAGCGCUGAAGUAGCCGCGGCAGAUACAGCUUACUGGCUAGCGGACAUCGCUCAUCAAGGAAUCGCCGCCUUCAAUUCGGAUCCCUCUGGCUACAAAGUCUUCCGCAAUGUGAAAGAUUACGGAGCCAUAGGUGAUGGUGUAACCGACGAUACCGCUGCCAUCAAUGCAGCUAUCAGCGCUGGUGGUCGUUUUGGCCCAGCAAGCAGGCAGUCAUCGACCACAACUCCUGCGAUUGUCUACUUCCCAUCUGGAACGUAUCUGAUUUCGUCAUCGAUCAUUGAUUACUACUUCACCCAGCUGAUUGGCAAUGCGAAUAACUUGCCAGUUCUGAAAGCAACUGCAGGGUUCGUCGGACUGGGGCUGAUUGACGGUGACCAAUAUCAGAGCGAUGGCAACCAGGGCUGGGGAUCGACCAAUGUGUUUUUCCGGCAGAUUCGCAAUUUGAAACUGGACUUGACGGCGAUCCCUGCCGGUACUGCUGCUACAGGUAUUCAUUGGCCGACUGGCCAAGCCUCCAGCAUCCAGAAUGUUCAGAUUGCCAUGAGCUCUGCUUCUGGCACGCAGCACCAGGGUAUCUUUAUUGAAAAUGGCUCCGGUGGCUGGAUGACCGAUGUGACCAUUACCGGUGGUCUCUAUGGAGCCAAUGUUGGCAACCAGCAGUUCACAAUGCGGAAUAUCGUCAUCCAGAACGCCGUGACGGCUAUUUCUCAAAUCUGGGAUUGGGGUUGGACUUACCAAGGCUUGCACUUGAUCAACUGUCAAGUUGGCCUCUCAAUCGAGAACGGUGGUGCUGGCAGCCAGCAGGUUGGCUCAGUCAAUGUCCUUGACAGCACCAUUGAAAACUGCCCUACAUUUGUGACCACCGCUUGGCAGUCUUCCACACUAUCAACUGGCAGCCUUAUUCUGGAAAACAUCGAUUUGAACAAUGUCCCAGUUGCCGUGAAAGGUGUCAGCGGCACUGUCCUUGCUGGUUCGUCGGGCUCCACGACAAUUGCUGCCUGGGGCCAGGGCCACAAGUAUACUCCCAACGGACCCGUUAACUUCCAGGGCUCGUUCACUCCGCCAUCACGCCCAAGUGCCUUACUUGCUAGUGGAUCGAACAGGUAUUACACCAAGUCCAAGCCUCAGUACGCGUCGUCACCCGUAUCUUCGUUUGUCAGUGUUCGAAGUGCUGGGGCCAGGGGUGAUGGCUCAACCGAUGACACGGCUGCUAUUCAGUCUGCCUUGACAUCUGCCGCGUCUAAUAACAAGAUUCUUUUCUUCGAUCAAGGAAACUACAAGGUCACCGACACACUCUAUGUCCCACCCGGCUCUCGGAUCGUCGGCGAGGCAUACUCCGUCAUCAUGGCCACGGGCAGUAAAUGGUCGAGUAUUACCAACCCCAUUCCUGUCGUCCAGAUUGGCAGAGCUGGAGAAUCCGGAUCCGUUGAAUGGUCUGACAUGAUGGUCAGCACCUCGGGCUCCACACCGGGCGCUGUACUUAUUGAGUGGAACUUGGCAGCGACAUCUGGAUCCGGGAUGUGGGAUGUGCAUACGCGCAUUGGAGGCUUCCGAGGUUCUAACCAGCAGGUUGCUCAGUGUCCUACAAACGCGGCUGUCUCUACGGCUUGUGAGGCUGCUUUUAUGUCCAUGCACAUUACGAGUAGUGCCAGGGGUGCUUACCUAGAGAACAUCUGGCUUUGGACCGCGGAUCAUGAUCUCGAAAGUCCAAUUAAUCAACAAAUCACAGUAUACACCGGACGCGGUCUUCUGGUUGAGGGAGAGAAUGUCUGGCUAUAUGGCACUGCAUCCGAGCAUCACCAGCUGUACCAGUACCAGUUCUCGGAUGCAAGCUCGAUUGUCGCAGGAUAUGUACAAACAGAGACACCAUACUGGCAGCCAAACCCCAACGCGGCCGACGGUCCUUACAAAAGCGACGCCAGUUUCAACGACCCCAGCUUCAGUAGCUGUCUCGGAGGUAACUGCGACGCCCUCGGUCUACGCAUCCUCGAUACCAAUGACGUGAUCCUCUACGGAGUCGGUCUAUACAGCUUCUUCAACAAUUAUGACACCUCAUGCUCCACGUUCCCGGUCCCGGAGAACUGCCAAAGCAUGAUUUUCAGCAUUGAGGGAAAUACAAGCGGAUUGGUGGUCUAUGGGCUCAACACUGUUGGCACAACGAACAUGAUUGUAAAGGAUGGUACAUCGCUGGCGGUGGUCAGCGACAAUCUGGCUACAUUUGCCGCCACUAUUGCAUACUUCACUCUUUAG